Molecule: messenger RNA, 788 nt
Organism: Falco peregrinus (peregrine falcon)
Lineage: Eukaryota; Metazoa; Chordata; Aves; Falconiformes; Falconidae
Gene: FABP7
Product: fatty acid binding protein 7
Exons: 4
Coding region: 26-481 (151 amino acids)
Biological process (GO): fatty acid transport
Cellular component (GO): cytosol; nucleus
Molecular function (GO): fatty acid binding
Source: RefSeq, a predicted model, not a curated record
GCCCCCCGCCGGCCGCCGGCUUUAAAUGCGGGGCGGCGCGCCCGCAGUGGAGCUCUCGUUCUCGCACUCGCCGGCGGCCGCCAUGGUCGAGGCUUUCUGCGCCACGUGGAAGCUGGUGGACAGCCACAACUUCGACGAGUACAUGAAGGCGCUGGGAGUGGGGUUUGCAACGCGGCAGGUGGGGAAUGUGACUAAACCCACUGUGAUUAUCAGCAGCGAGGGGGACAAAGUAGUGAUCAGGACUCAGAGCACUUUCAAAAACACAGAAAUCAGCUUUAAGCUUGGAGAGGAAUUUGAUGAAACUACCCCCGAUGACAGAAACUGCAAAUCAGUUGUGACCCUGGAUGGAGACAAGCUAGUGCAUGUACAGAAGUGGGACGGCAAAGAGACAAACUUUGUGAGAGAAAUAAAGGAUGGCAAAAUGGUAAUGACUCUCACCUUUGGUGAUGUGGUUGCUGUUCGCCACUAUGAGAAAGCAUAGAGCUUACCUGACCUCUGUCCAGGUGCUACUUCUGCUGGAUGGAUUAAUGUACCUGUCCGUAAUUGAACGUAGCUAAAAUGCACAUUUAUGGGGUGAAAGGUUAAAAAAGAGGGGGUUUUUUUGGGGUGUGUUUUUUUUUAAAAAAACUUUAUGCCAUCAAAUCGGCAAGCUUGUGCUGUAUAGUGAAACAGGUUAAACUUGGCAUUAAAUUUCUGAAACACUUGCCUUUUUUUUUUACGGUAAAUGGAACAUUUGAAUUGUUUUGGAAUGCAGAUUAAAUGGAAAUUAAAUGAUUUUUUAAACCUGU